Messenger RNA from Pyrus x bretschneideri (Chinese white pear), 2565 nucleotides. RefSeq names its product scarecrow-like protein 30. Gene Ontology annotation, cellular component: nucleus. The transcript has a single exon. The record is from RefSeq and is a predicted model, not a curated record. Bases 269 to 2407 code for a protein of 712 amino acids. Gene Ontology annotation, biological process: regulation of DNA-templated transcription. Lineage: Eukaryota; Viridiplantae; Streptophyta; Magnoliopsida; Rosales; Rosaceae. Gene Ontology annotation, molecular function: DNA-binding transcription factor activity; sequence-specific DNA binding.
ACUGACUUUGUCAAACUUUUGAAUUCAGACCUUCCCAGAAGUUUCAUUAAAAUAUGCAGUAUGAAGAUGUCUCUGCAGAUUUUAUUGUAAAAGAAAAAAACAGCAUCUGUCUGAUCAGUGUACUGUUCCACAAGUUAUCAGGUACUCUGCAAGAUUUCUUAGUGUUUCAUUCUUUCAUUCCUUUUUUGGUUAUCAGUUCCAAAUUUCAUCACUUCUGAGCCUUGAAAAAUAAGAAUUUUGAGCUAAUCCUGCUAGAUAGGUUGUUUUCAUGGAUACCCUUUAUGUUGAAAGAUUUUCUGCCCCCAUUGAAGGAUUUGAAUUGGGCGAUGGCUCGAAUUCAGUCUGUUGUGAUGAGAAUCUUGCAGGUGGGUUCAAAGAGAAUCAUGAAUCCACCAACCCAAACUCCCUUCCAUCCAACUUCGAUCAUCCUAGUGUUUCAAGUACUUCUUUGAGCGCGGGUUCGGAUGCUGAUAAUAUCGACAUCAGUGAUUGCAAUCAACCUGUGCUCAAGUACAUAAGCGAUAUUCUUCUGGAGGAAGAUUUGGAGGGUAAGGCCUGCAUGUUGCAGCAAUCUUUGGCCCUCAAAAUGGCUGAAAAUUCUUUUCAUGAUGCCCUUAAUUCGGAAAACCCUCCUUUACUCAACCAACCCUCUUUUUCUGUGUACCAAAGCUUUGAGGAUUCCGAUGUCGGUUUUCAUAGCAGUGAUGGCUCUGUUGCCAGUUUUUAUAGCAGUAAUGGCUCUAUUUCUGCUAAUAGCGGCUGUGUUUGGGAUGUUUCACAACCCUGUCAUGUCCAGUCUUCACUCUUUGAGCCUAUAUCGGAUACCCUUUUCGUUUCGGAUUCGUUUUCUGUAGAGGAAGGAAUCAAGUUCGUUCCAAAACAAAGUUGUGAAAUCAUUGACCCUGAGAGGGACCAGUUAAUGCCUUCAGGUUCUGAUCAGUGGCCUCGAGGUCCUUGCACACUGAUUGGGGAUUUGGCAUCGAAGAAUGGCUACAACUCAACAAAUGGAUCAAAGGGAAAGAAGAAUCAUCGGCGGGAGGAUGGCUAUGACACAGAAGAAGGAAGAAGAAACAAGCAGUCAGCUGCUGCUUGUGACAGUUCUGAUCUGCAAGAAAUAUAUGAUAAGGUUCUACAGAGUGUGAACCAUGAACCUGACUCUUGUUCUCAUGAUGAAUCUUCGAAAACCAAGGGAAAUAGGACGUUGCAGCAUAAGGAGCAGUCAAAAGGAUCAAAAACAUCACGUGCAAAGAAACAAAACAGCAACGGGAAGGUAGUAGACCUUUGCAAACUGCUAACUGAAUGCGCAGAAGCUGUGGCAAGCUAUAACCAACAAGCUGCAAAUGAACUACUCAAGCGGAUAAGGCAGCACUCUUCGCCCUACGGUGAUUCAACCCAGCGAUUAGCUCAUUACUUCGCUGAUGGCUUAGAGGCGCGGUUGGCUGGUGCCAGAAACCCGUCAUAUUGCCGUCCUCUAAUGAUGCACAUACCAGAAACGGAAAUCUUGAAGGCUUACCAGGUGUAUGUUACUGCAUGCCCUUUCAAGAAGAUGGUGCACUUCUUUGCCAACAGAACAAUUAUGAAAACAGCAGAGAAGGCGACAAGGCUUCACAUUAUUGAUUUCGGUAUUUCUUUUGGUUUGCAAUGGCCCUGCCUUAUCCAGAGUCUCUCAGAGAAAACCGGCGGGCCUCCUAAACUUUGUAUCACAUUAAUUGAGGUUCCCCAACCAGGCUUUCGACCUGCAGAGAUAAUUGAAGAGACGGGGCGUCGCUUAACUAAAUACUGUGAGAAGUACAAUGUCCCAUUUGAGUACAAUGUCAUUGCUAAGAAAUGGGAAACCAUUCGAUUGGAGGAUAUUCGUAUUGACAGAAAUGAGGUGACCGUGGUUAACUGUAUGUUCCGGUUGAAGCAAAUACCUGAUGAAACAGUGAUGGCGAACAAUCCAAGAGAUGCUAUCUUAAAUUUGAUCAAGAGAAUCAAUCCAGACCUUUUCAUGCACGGAGUUGUCAAUGGAACAUACAAUGCGCCCGCCUUUGUCACACGGUUCAAACAGGCACUCUUCCACUUCCACGCAUUCUUUGAUAUCUACGAGGCCACUGUUCCACGCGAAGAUGAACAAAGAAUGCUGUUUGAAAGAGCAGUAUUUGGGAGGGACAUAAUGAAUGUCGUAGCGUGCGAGGGGCAGGAGAGAGUUGAAAGGCCGGAGACAUACAAGCAGUGGCAGGCUAGGUAUGCGAGGAUCGGGUUCAAGCAGCUGCCGUUAGACCGAGCGCUCUUGCAGAAAGUGAAGACCUUGUCGAAGGUGAUGGGGUAUCAUAGUGAUUUCCUAAUUGAAGAUGAUGGCCAGUGGAUGCUGCAGGGAUGGAAAGGAAGAAUCGUCUUAGCACUUAAUGCUUUGAAGCCUGCAUAGGAGUCACACUUUGUGAUGCCUAAAAUCUGUAUUUUCUUGUAUCUUCAAUAUUUCCUGUACGUCUCGUUUACUCGCUAGAUUCAAUCAACAUAUUGAAUGAAGAAACGGAUGUCACCUUUCAAAUCUUGUCCAAAUUCAAGGAAAUGUUUUUACUUUUA